AUGGUCGCCCCAGUCACAUCCGCAGCGGGCAUCGUCGCUUUGCUCGAUGAGCAGGAGCCCGAGCUCCAGUCGUAUGCGCUCAAGCGUCUCGACUCGCUGGUACACCAGUUCUGGGCCGAGAUUGCAGAUGCUAUUUCCAAGAUCGAGAUCCUUUACGAAGAUGAGCGAUUCCCUGACCGACAACUCGCCGCCCUCGUCGCCUCCAAAAUCUACUUCCACCUUGGCGAGCACGAUGAAGCUCUCAUGUUCGCUCUUGGCGCUGGUCCACUCUUCGAUGUUGAGGUCAAGGACGAGUACGUCGACACUGUAGUUUCCAAGGCUAUCGACAAGUACAUUCACGACACAACUCCAGCUUCGGCAGCUGUCCAUGGCGAUACAUCCUUAAAGGCCCCUGCUCAGAAGUCGGUGAUCGACCCAAGACUAAAGACCAUCGUUGAUCAGAUGUUCGCACGCUGCAUUGCAGACAAGGAGUUCAAGCAGGCUCUUGGUAUCGCUCUAGAGACUCAGCGACUCGACGUGAUCGAAGAGGUCUACUCCCUCACACACGAUGCCGAUCUUCUCACAUACGUCCUCGAGAGUUCUGUUGGUGUCGUGCCCUCCAUCGAGGUCCGUAAUCAGAUUCUUCACCUCCUUGUCAAGCUCUUCCAACGAUUGCCGAGCCCAGACCACUUCAGCAUCGGUCAGUGCUACGUCUAUCUCAACGCUCCCAACCUCGCUUCCGAGCUUCUCUUCAACCUCAUCCAGCAAGCACACCAGCCUUCGAGCUCUUCGCAAGCCAAUACUCCUCAUGACCCACUUCUCGUCGCAUAUCAGCUCGCCUUUGACCUUGCGGAAAGUGCCACACAGGAGUUCCUCGAGAACGUGCGCAGGGAUCUCUCAUCCAAGUCUUCUGCCGAGACCCCUGCUGUCAAGACCGAAACUGCUGAUGCAGACGCCGACAUGAACGGUUCCUCAGAGUCUGAGGCUACUACCGUCCAGUCCUGCGUCGACCGUGUUCGCUCCAUCCUUCAGGGCGAGGAGAGCAUUCAGCUCUACCUCGAGUUCCUCAAACGCUCCAACAAGGCCGACCUUCCUAUUCUCAAGGCAACCAAGGAGGCUCUCGACGCUCGCAGCUCCAUCUACCACUCGGCUCUCAGCUUUGCCAACGCAUUCAUGAACGCCGGUACCACUUCGGACAAGUUCUUGCGAGAGAACCUCGAGUGGCUCGCCAAGGCUUCCAACUGGUCCAAGUUCACCGCCACUGCCGCGCUCGGUAUCCUCAACAAGGGCAACCUCAAGGAAGGUAUCACCAUCUUGCGACCUUACCUGCCGCAAGACGGUGUCACCAGCAGUGUCUACUCCGAAGGUGGAAGUCUGUUCGCCCUCGGUCUGAUCCACGCCAACCACGGUGCCGAGGUCAUGGAGUUGCUCACCAACACGCUCAAGAGCAACCCUGCAGAGAUUGUCCAGCACGGUGCUGCACUCGGUCUCGGUGCUGCCGGUAUGGCUACUGGCAACGAGGAGGUGUACGAGGAGCUCCGUAAUGUACUCUACACUGACUCGGCCGUUGCUGGUGAAGCCAGUGGUUACGCUAUGGGUCUGGUCAUGCUUGGUACCGGUUCUGAGCGUGCUGUGGAGGAGAUGCUUCAGUACGCGCACGAGACGCAGCACGAAAAAAUCAUUCGCGGUCUUGCGAUCGGUAUCUCGCUCCUCUUCUACGGAAAGGAAGAGAAGGCUGAGGCUAUGAUCGACACUUUGCUUGCCGACAAAGAUGCCAUCCUUCGCUACGGUGGUGUCUACACCAUUGCGCUCGCCUACGCCGGUACUGCGAACAACAAGGCGAUCCGACGACUGUUGCACAUCGCUGUUUCGGACGUCAGCGAUGAUGUGCGACGAGCUGCUGUCACUUCGCUUGGUUUCUUGCUCUUCCGCAACCCUACGCAGGUGCCAAGAAUCGUGCAGCUGCUUUCCGAGUCGUACAACCCUCAUGUGCGAUACGGAAGCACGCUUGCCCUCGGUAUCGCUUGUGCUGCUACUGGUCUUGACGAAGCUGUUGACUUGCUUGAGCCAAUGACUAAGGACCCAGUCGACUUUGUCCGUCAAGGAGCUUGUAUUGCACUUGCGAUGAUCUUCAUCCAGCAGAACGAGGCUCUCAACCCUCACGUCACUAACGCGCGCAAGACCUUCGACAAGAUCAUUGGCGACAAGCACGAAGAUGCGAUGGCCAAGUUCGGAGCCGCUCUCGCCCAAGGUCUCGUUGACGCAGGUGGACGCAAUGUGACCAUCUCCUUGCAGAGCCGAGGAGGAAAUGCCAACAUGCCUGCUAUUGUGGGUAUGGCCUUGUUCACUCAGUUCUGGUACUGGUUCCCUCUUGCCCACUUCUCUGCUUUGGCCUUCACGCCUACUGCAUUGAUUGGGUUGAACAGGGAGUUGAGGAUUCCAGAGUUCGAGUUUGUUUCCGAAGCUAAGCCAAGUCUCUUUGCUUAUCCUACUAGCUACAAGCCUCCCAGUGAGAAAAAGGUGGAGAGGGUGGAGACUGCAGUUCUUUCUACCACUGUCAAAGCUCAGGCUAGGCAACGUAACAAAGAGAAGGAACGUGCACAGGCGGAAGGUGGAGCUGAAGCUAUGGAUCUCGAUGAUACCACCGGCAAAAAGGAAGAAGACGUUGCGAUGGAAGAAGAUACUAGCAAGGUAAAGAGCAAGCCUAAGAAGGAGAGGAAGCAGGAGCCUAGGUCCGAAGUUUUACCUAACUAUUCCAGAGUCACGCCAGCUCAGGUGAAGUUCGUAACGUUCCCGCCUGAGAGUAGGUUUGUACCAAUCAGGCCGGUGCAAGGGUUGGGUAGCAAGGUCAGGCAGGAUGUGUACAACACGAGUUCGGUAGCGGGCAAGUUGUUGGGUAACUCGAGUCCUGUUCCGGGUGCUAGUGGGACUGUUACUCCUAGUGGGAAUGCCACUGCGGGUGCUGGUGGUGGUGGAGCUAAGUCGUUGCAUCAACAAGCGCUUGCUAAUGCUUCUUCCAACACCGAGAACGGUGCUCCUGCCCCUACUUCAAUUGCCGGCCAAAGUGCGGGCCCAACGGCGGAACAAGCACGUAGCAUCCUCACUUCCGCCAUCGGUGGAACUGGUGGUAUCUUGCUCAUGGUUGACAGGAAGCCAAAUGACGAAUUUUGUCCGCUCAAGAUCGGCGAUAGCUCAGACGACGAUGGAGCUACUCAACAGCGUCCAGACUCAAACGAGCAGAGAGGCGGUCAGCAAGAUGAAGAUGAAAUCUCUCCUGAAGACGCAGCUGCUAUCGCUGCUGCUAUGGCCGCUGAUGACGACGACGAGGGAGAUGAUAAGUUGAACAGCGUUGCUGGUCAUCAGAGGAGAGAUGGUGGUGAUGGUGGAAAUGGUGCUGCUCCUGGUGCUGGUAGUGGGUUGCCUGAGGCUCGAUAG
Molecule: messenger RNA, 3414 nt
Organism: Ustilago hordei
Lineage: Eukaryota; Fungi; Basidiomycota; Ustilaginomycetes; Ustilaginales; Ustilaginaceae
Product: putative RPN2 - 26S proteasome regulatory subunit
Exons: 1
Coding region: 1-3414 (1137 amino acids)
Biological process (GO): regulation of protein catabolic process; proteasome-mediated ubiquitin-dependent protein catabolic process
Cellular component (GO): proteasome regulatory particle, base subcomplex; nucleus; proteasome storage granule
Molecular function (GO): enzyme regulator activity
Source: RefSeq, a predicted model, not a curated record